AUGGCAAACAAUCUUCAAGAUCCCUUAACCACUUCCCCUAAACCAAAUCUAACCAAAGAAGAACAACAACUUGACGAAGAAACGGUGAGCUUGCAAGCAGAGAGGCUCGUGAAUACUAUGGCCUUCCCAAUGGUUCUCAAAGCCGCCUUGGAGCUUGGUGUCAUCGACACGAUCGCUGCGGUAGAUAAAGGCGUGUGGCUUUCGGCUUCUGAGCUUGCAAUUCGUCUCCCAACCAAACCCAACAACCCAGAGGCACCGAAUUUGUUGGACCGGAUGUUGGUUCUACUAGCGAGUCACUCGAUCUUGAAGCACCGUAUGGUUGAAAACGGAGAAACCGGAAAGAUCGAGAGGGAAUAUGCAGCUGAACCGGUUUGCGCGUUUUUCUUGAACCGUGGAGAUGGAUCGGGUUCUCUCGCGUCCCUGUUCAUGAUAAACCUAAGCGAAGUCUAUUUCAAGGCUUGGACACAUCUCAAAGAUGUGAUACUAGAAGGAGAGGAUGCAUUCAGCUCUGCUCAUGGCAUGAGAUUUUUCGAAUACAUUAGUUUGAACGAAGGAUUCGCUGAGAAUUUUAGCCGGGGAAUGUCAGGAGCUUCCACAUUAACGAUGAAGAAGGUUUUAGAAGUUUACAAAGGUUUCGAAGAUGUGAAUACUUUGGUGGAUGUGGGAGGAGGAAACGGAACCGUUAUAGGUCUAGUUACUUCUAAGUAUCCUCAGAUUAAAGGCAUCAAUUUCGAUCUAGCCUCGGUGAUAGCCAAUGCUCCUCCUUAUCCAGGAGUGAAGCAUGUUUCAGGAGAUAUGUUUAUAGAAAUUCCAAAAGGAGAUGCUAUCUUCAUGAAAUGGAUACUACAUGAUUGGAAUGAUGAAGAUUGUGUAAAGAUUUUAAAGAAUUGUUGGAGAAGUCUACCUGAAAAAGGAAAAGUGAUAAUAGUCGACAUGAUCACGCCGAUAGAAUCAAAAGUCAACGAUUUUUCUUCUAACAUUGUGUUUGCCAAAGACAUGGUGAUGCUAACGCAAUUCUCGGGUGGUAAGGAGAAGUCUUUUCCCCAACUCAAGAAUCUGGCUUUUGAUUCGGGGUUUCUUAGUUGUGAAAUCAUUUGUCGUGCAUAUUCAUAUUAUGUUAUCGAAUUCCACAAAUGA
Messenger RNA from Arabis nemorensis, 1137 nucleotides. The record is from the annotation of a GenBank genome assembly. NCBI's taxonomy places the organism in Eukaryota, Viridiplantae, Streptophyta, Magnoliopsida, Brassicales, Brassicaceae.